AUGCCAUCUGCCAAAAUAGGAGGGGCCACAGCCUCUACUGAGACGGAUGAUACUAUUAACCAUACUUCCUCUAAUAAUAAUAUAUCUAGGAUGAGAUCUGAACUUGAAAAAGUAUUAAAAGAAAUAGAUGAUAUCGGUAAUUCCAUUCCUUGA
Molecule: messenger RNA, 153 nt
Organism: Funneliformis caledonium
Lineage: Eukaryota; Fungi; Glomeromycota; Glomeromycetes; Glomerales; Glomeraceae
Source: the annotation of a GenBank genome assembly